AUGCACGCAGGCUGCUCUCUGUGGGGCAUCCAGCUGGUGGCCACCGGCGUGCAGCUGGGGAACUCCUUCUUCCUUACCGUGCUGCCCAUGGUGCUGAGGGAGCGCCACAUGGCGGCCACCAACUCCACGCGGACGGAGGACGGCUGGCAGGUCUCCGUGUCGGGCUUCUUUGUGACCUACAGGGUCCUGAGUCAGCUGGUCCCCGUCCUGCCGGGCCUCCUGCUGGCGUGGCUCGGCGACGCGGGCUGGAGGAGGAGCCUGUUGGUGGUCCCCCUGCUGGGCCUGCUGCUGUCCAGGCUGGCAGUGCUGCUCAUGCUGGUUCUGGACUGGCCUCUGCAGGUGUUGUGGGUGGAGGUGGUCCUCACUGGACUGUGUGGAGGUUCCACUGUGUUCUGCAGCGGCAUCAUGACCCUCUUGUCUUUGAGCUCUGCAGGACAGGACCGCUCCAAACUCUUGAUGAGAGUGGAGCUCAUCAGUGGACUGUCUGGUGUGGUCGGCUGCAUGACAGCGGGACAUUUGUACGACGUCUGUGGUCCCACCCUCGGACCAGGAGUCCUUAUCAUCAUGCUGUGUUUGCUGCUUCACGCCCUCUGCUUGUUCUACACCCUCUUCUUCCUGCAGGUGGGAGAUUGGCGUGACAACGAGCGCGUGCACACGCUGAACAGGAGCAGCCCAUCAACACGUCCACACAAAGUCGUAGACAUUGCACUUCUGUGGGUGGCAGGAAUGGUCUACAACGCCGUGGACUCCUCCACCAGAAACAUCCUGGUCCUGUUCCAGCUGAUGGACCCUCUCCACUGGAACGUGACCCAGGUGGGCUAUGGAAAUGCGUCCGGCUUCCUUGUGACGCUCUCAAGCUUCCUGAGUACUGUGAUCUUAUCUCGAUGGUGCAACGAUCGCACGCUCAUCACCUUAGGCCUCGUCUCCAACGCAGCCGGCAUGCUUCUCAUGGCCUUCGUCACCACCACGUACACUUUCUUCUUGGCUCGCGCGUUGACACUCUUCUCUCUGAUGCCUGUCGCCCUGAUCUCAUCUCUGCUGUCCCAGCAGGUGCACGUUUCCUCAUAUGGUAAAGUCCUAGCUUCGCUGCAGCUUUCUCUGAAAGUGUCCAGUGCAGGUUCCAACUUGCUCUACGCCAAGAUAUACCAGCAUACUCUCACUUGGUUUCCUGGUCUGGUGCUAUUAGUGUCCAGCAUUUUGUCCAUUGUGGCCAUCGUACCUAUAAGGAUAUUUGACAGCAGACUGACUGCCGGGUGCAGCUAUCGGGUCCUCUCAGACCAAAACGAGGAAGAUGACGUCUUCGUCCUGACUGAAGACCCCAGUGAGGACCAAGUCUUGCGCGAGGAGUCGCUCAGAGGCUCCGCUGUGAGCACCAGACACGCCGCCGCGCUCAUCACGCAGACUGCGCCCACACUCCGCCACAGCUGGAGACACUCUACUAACAACGCACCUGGCUUUGAUGAGGGACGACAGUAUAAAGAGCCCCAACGCUGACUCCUCGUCGUCGGAACGUCGCUCUGCUCGCAUACCCGUGUCCCAGCCUCGCUGUAUCCCUCCGCUGCCAUUUCCCUCCUGGACUCUGCUUGCUCUCCCUGAUCCUUGACCCUGUUUUGGACUUCUGGAUUUCGCCCUCCUUCAAUGACCCCGCUUGGACCUUGGACACCCUUUUGGAUCAUUCCCUUUGGACUUGGAUGCUUUUCAUUCCACACGCGCCUCAACACCCCUUACGUAUGACAUAACAGUACGUUCCGACCACAAUGGAACCAGACGGCACUCCUAAGUCUUCGCAUGGACCUCUGGCUAGGACUUCCCCCAGUGCAGACUUGUCCUCACUUCAGUCUGCCAUCCAACAACACCAGAUCCGUUUUUCCGCCCAGGAGGACAAAUUGGACGUUGCUUUCGCCAGCCUGUUGUCCAAAAUCGACAACCUCAGCACUGGUCAGGUGACACCCCCCACACCUGUCAUUAGCCCACCCAACACACUCGCCACCGGGGGAGCUACACCCCUCCGGGAACCUAAGAUAGCUAGCCCUAAAAAUUUUGAGGGAAAUUUUGAAGACUGUCGUGGCUUCUUGGUUCAAUGUGAGUUCAUGUUUCUACACCAGUGGUUCUCAAACUUUUUUUGUCAUCCCCCACUUUGGACAAGGGGGAGUUUUCAAGCCCCACCUGCCCCCAUCGCCCCAACAGAACGCUAAUGCCAAGCUUAACAUUUUCAAAUUUAUUGAACAUCAAGUAACAUCAAGUUGUAUACAUUCAAACUCAAUAACAUAAAAUAACAUCAAGUUCAAUAAUAAAUAAAAUAACUGUGCAGCUGUGGUAUAACUUGCAUCAAGUUCAAUAAUAAAUCAAAUAACUUGCCUCAAGUUCAAUAAUAAAUCAAAUAACUUGCAUCAAGUUCAAUAAUAAAUAAAACAAAAGUGUUAUAACUUGCAUCAAGUUCAAUAAUAAAUCAAAUC
This is a messenger RNA of Entelurus aequoreus (snake pipefish), 2456 nucleotides long. RefSeq names its product solute carrier family 46 member 2. Gene Ontology annotation, biological process: transmembrane transport. The coding region runs from base 1 to 1494 and encodes 497 amino acids. The transcript is spliced from 9 exons. The record is from RefSeq and is a predicted model, not a curated record. NCBI's taxonomy places the organism in Eukaryota, Metazoa, Chordata, Actinopteri, Syngnathiformes, Syngnathidae. Gene Ontology annotation, cellular component: membrane. Gene Ontology annotation, molecular function: transmembrane transporter activity.